CAAACUUCUCCCCCAUUUCAAACUUUCUUCCCACUCGCAAAAGCCAAAAGCUAUCUCUCUCUCUCUCUUUAUGCAUCGACUGUCGGUACUGUCCCCCUUCCACUCUCUCUCUUCUCUCUCUCUCUCUAGAACCCUCAACCACCGCACGGCGACCGAGAGGCGACGGAGAUAAGCCUUGGGAUGGAGAACGAGGAGGCGGCCGGGAAGCCGAACGGAGGGGGAGACGGCCCCCAGCGGCGGCGGCGGCGGCGGGGGCGGCGGCGGGGGCGGAGGGGGCAGGUACGUGCAGUACAACGUCCUCGGGAACCUCUUCCAGGUGCCCUCCAAGUACGUCCCUCCGAUUCAGCCCGUCGGCCGCGGCGCGUACGGCAUCGUCUGCUGCGCGACGAAUGCGGAGACGAAGGAAGAAGUCGCGAUCAAGAAGAUUGGGAACGCAUUCGAUAAUCGGAUUGAUGCCAAGAGGACGCUCCGGGAGAUUAAGCUCCUCUGCCACAUGGACCACGACAAUGUAAUCAAGAUCAAAGACAUUAUCAAGCCCCAAGACAAAGAAAACUUUAAUGAUGUUUAUAUUGUGUACGAGCUAAUGGAUACCGAUCUGCAUCAAAUCAUCAGGUCAAAUCAGGCCUUGACAGAUGAUCACUGUCAGUAUUUCCUCUAUCAGUUGCUGCGGGGACUGAAGUACGUGCACUCUGCAAAUGUUCUGCACCGUGAUUUGAAACCGAGCAACCUGCUUCUUAAUGCAAAUUGUGAUCUCAAGAUCUGCGAUUUUGGCCUUGCAAGAACCACAUCAGAGACUGAUUUCAUGACUGAAUACGUGGUAACUAGAUGGUACAGAGCUCCUGAAUUGCUGCUUAACUGCUCGGAGUAUACUGCAGCGAUUGAUGUUUGGUCUGUGGGUUGCAUUCUUAUGGAAAUCGUUACGAGGGAAACACUUUUUCCUGGCAAAGAUUAUGUUCAACAGUUGGGGCUUAUUACUGAGCUUUUAGGAUCCCCAGAUGAUUCAGAUCUUGGAUUUCUGAGGAGUGAUAAUGCUCGCAAGUACGUGAAGCAACUUCCGCACAUCUCAAAGAGGUCUUUUUCCCAGAAGUUCCCGAAUGUUUCCCCCUUGGCUAUUGAUCUUGCAGAGAAAAUGCUGGUAUUCGAUCCAAGCAAGCGGAUAACAGUCGAGGAAGCUCUGAACCAUCCAUACCUCUCGAGCCUCCAUGAGAUCAACGAAGAGCCCAUUUGCUCUUCCCCUUUCGUCUUUGAUUUCGAACACGCAUCCUUGAACGAGGAAGACGUGAAGGAGCUUAUAUGGAUGGAGUCUUUGAAUUUCAACCCGGACGAGAAGUCGGGAUGAUCGGUGCACUUACACGUCCCCAUCUUUUCAUUGGAGAUUUUUUAAUAGGAGGGGUUGGCGCAGAGUAUAUGUAUAUCUGUAUGCGAUGAGAUUUAGCGUGCGAGAGUAAAUAGAGAUUCGGUUUGUCUUCCAUUGGUGGUUUUGGCAUGAUGGCUUGCUCACGAAAUCACGGUACGGAAGCAGCAAUCGACCGAGUCGAGAGGAAAUUGUUAUGCAGGACGGGGCAUUUUCCUUGCUGCCGCGGGGCUUGAGAACCGAUGUUGUUUGCAUUUGUGAUUGUUGUUGUAAGACUGGGUAAAUGAAGAGAGAGUUGUUGGGUGUAAACAGGGAUUGUGUUUCUCGGGAGGGAAGAAGGCCUUCUCUCUAAUUGAUAUGUUUCUAGAAGUAUACUGUAGAAAUUCAUGUUACAUGAGGCCUGUGUCAUGUGGCGUGGAUUAAGAGUUUCAUUAUAAUAAAGAAUUUUACUUAUAGUUGGAUUUGA
Eucalyptus grandis is the source of this 1820-nucleotide messenger RNA. RefSeq names its product mitogen-activated protein kinase homolog NTF6. Gene Ontology annotation, biological process: intracellular signal transduction; protein phosphorylation. Gene Ontology annotation, molecular function: protein serine/threonine kinase activity; ATP binding. NCBI's taxonomy places the organism in Eukaryota, Viridiplantae, Streptophyta, Magnoliopsida, Myrtales, Myrtaceae. The transcript has 6 exons. The coding region runs from base 494 to 1339 and encodes 281 amino acids. Gene Ontology annotation, cellular component: cytoplasm; nucleus. The record is from RefSeq and is a predicted model, not a curated record.